This is a messenger RNA of Syzygium oleosum, 2121 nucleotides long. Its product is annotated as staphylococcal-like nuclease CAN1. Bases 168 to 1907 code for a protein of 579 amino acids. The transcript is spliced from 17 exons. Gene Ontology annotation, cellular component: cytoplasm. Lineage: Eukaryota; Viridiplantae; Streptophyta; Magnoliopsida; Myrtales; Myrtaceae. The record is from RefSeq and is a predicted model, not a curated record.
UAUAUAUCUUACCGUCUUGGCUUGGGUUCACACAGAAUUUGAUGACAGGAAAAGACAGAAUUUUGCUGAGGGACACUGAUUUUUGCUUCUGUUUUUUUUCCCCUUGUUUUUUCAGAAUCCUCUGUUUCUGCAGAUUCAUGUUUGAUUACUGAGCAACAUUUUGCUUCAUGGAGAGAUUCUCCUGGACACUUGACGGCCUUGGCCAUGGGGGACCAUAUCAGCAAAAUUCUAUGGAUGAGUCAAUGGACUAUGAGAGGGAGGAAACAGAUCGUGCGAUUGCCCUUUUUCUUGCAGAAGAAGAUCAGAACGGAAGAAAUUUCAUUGCUUCUAAAGCUCAGCAAGAAAAAGAUAAACGUCAUUCUACAGCUCAAUUGGAGGAGGAUGAACUACUGGCACAAGCUCUCCAAGAAAGUUUAGGUGUAGAAGAUCCAUCUAGUCACAGUAAUGGAAAUUCAUUUCAACUUCAUCGGAUUUCAUCUUCAGGCUCGAGCUAUAUGGGCAUCGAUCCUUCAGUUAUGCAAAUUUCCAGAAUGCCUGGCUCAUGGGAAGAAGAUUUGGAGUGGUCAUCAGCUCUUUUUAAAGAUGAUGAAUAUCAAUCCAAAUACGAACAAGCUUCAAAAGCCCUGCUAGAAAUAGACAAACUUCAUGCUAAAGCUCAGUUGGUGGAGGAUGAACUACUGGCCAUAGCUCUCCAAAAAAGUUUAAAUGUAGAAGAUCGAUCUAGACACAGCAAUGGAAAUUCACUUCAAAUUCGUCCAGAUUCAUCUUCAGGCUCGAGAUUCUGUGCUGGUUGCAAGAGUCUGAUUGGUCCUGAAUAUUUCGAGAGUUAUAUGGGUGCUGAUUGGCAUCCGGAAUGCUUUCACUGCCACUCAUGUGGUCUUCCAAUUGAAGAUCUCAAGAUUUCAGUGUCCGGGGACCACCUCUAUCAUGAUUCAUGCGACAAAGAACUCCAUCAUCUAAGAUGUGAUGUUUGCAAGAUUUAUCUCUCCGCCGCAACCUUCGGCGUCUCGGCUCUUGCCCAUGACCUGCUCAACUUCGAAAUCACCUCCAAGGUUCCUGAGGGGCUAGGCAACCAUGUGGGUUCUUCCAGGGAAGCUCACGCUAGUUGGUAUAGAAAGCUGCUAGUGGCAUGGAGAGAAUCAAAUCCACCUCCAAAAACAACUGAAGAAGCAACAAGGCUUGUUGUCCAGGCCCUGAAGAACCACCAGAAGGCUGACGUUGAGGGCUUAUUGGCGUUCUAUGGUCUACCUCGUGCUCACACCCUGUUUGAGACCACAGCCGAAGUUCCAGCGUCAUUGCCCCAAGGAGUGGUGUUUGAGUUUCAAACAAUUCCAGUGUAUGCAAGAUGUGUGACAGAUGGCGACGGCAUCACCGUGUACGUUAGCACUUCCGAUCCGAGAGAAUCUUGCUUGGUCCCACAAGAAGUCCAGAUCGCAGCCAUCGAAAGAUCAGAAGCCCGUGCUCAGAGGGACUACACUCGUGCAGAUGCACUGCACAAAAGUAUUGUGGACGCAGGAUAUCGGGUAAUAAAUGUUCAGAAUGAGGAAGUCCUUGCUCGGAAGUACCGAAUUCGGCUCAGGGGGAUAGAUGCUCCAGAGGGUAAGAUGCCGUAUGGCAAAGAGGCUAAGGACGAGCUUGCAAAGAUUGUUGAAGGGAAGUGUUUGAGAGUUCUUGUGUAUGGAGAAGAUCAAUAUGGCCGGAGUGUAGGAGAUAUAUACUGCAACGGCAACUUUGUACAGAAGUCAAUGCUCAAGAAAGGGAUGGCGUGGCAUUACACAGCCUUCGACCAACGAGCAGAGCUUGCAAAGUGGGAGAAGAAUGCACGGGCAAAGCGCGUAGGUUUGUGGGCUUCACCAAAUCCUGAGGAGCCAUGGGAAUGGAGGAAGAAUAAACGAGAGGGGAGAUGACUUCACCCAAAUCUGAUUUAGCCUUUUGCCAUUCUGUGGAAAUGUAGCUGGCCAAGUAUUGAUGUACAGGGACUACAAUCUACUCAUUGCUUUCCGACUGAUAUAGAGAAGAAUAUGCUUUAUCAGCUGUUGUAUGCAUGCUAAUCUAGUGCAAAAGCUCGAACAGCCUUAGCCAAAUCAUCAUAUAAGAUCAGUGAAGGAUCCGAUGUACGAA